Trichomonas vaginalis G3 is the source of this 543-nucleotide messenger RNA. Its product is annotated as Arp2/3 complex-mediated actin nucleation. Bases 1 to 543 code for a protein of 180 amino acids. The transcript has a single exon. Gene Ontology annotation, biological process: regulation of actin filament polymerization; Arp2/3 complex-mediated actin nucleation. NCBI's taxonomy places the organism in Eukaryota, Parabasalia, Trichomonadida, Trichomonadidae. The record is from RefSeq and is a predicted model, not a curated record. Gene Ontology annotation, cellular component: Arp2/3 protein complex; cytoskeleton. Gene Ontology annotation, molecular function: actin filament binding.
AUGAGCGGGUACCCAACCGAGGCAAAUCCGAACUCUAAGAUUUCCGCUUUCGGAACCGUUAAUGCCCAAAUGAUCAGUGGCCUUCCAAUUCUUCAGCUCCGUGAUACAGUCAAAACAAACAACGGACCACAAUUUGAUAUCGUUGAUGAAGCUAUCUACCACUUCCGCACAAAUAUUUUCAUGCGCGAUUUCCCAGCUAAGACAGGUGCUGACCGUCUCAUCAUUUAUCUCACAUUCUACGGAAUGAAAUGUUUGAAGUUCAUUGCUAAAAAUAAGACUAACAAGCAAAAAUGCCAGCUUGAACUCGAUGGCUGGAACUUAAAGCCAUUCCCAAUCCCAGGCGAGGGCGGCUUCAUAAUUGAUUCAUAUGUUACAGCUCCAGCUGAUAAUCAAAAGACUCAGCUUCGUGAGUACUUCAAGAAGCUCCGUAUCGAGAUGGGCAACAGACUCCUCGCUAGAAUCUUCUCCCUUGGCCCAGAGGCUGAUAAGUGGUGGGUCUGCUUUGCCAACAAGAAAUUCCUCGAUAAGGAAAUGGCAAAUUAA